Radiomyces spectabilis is the source of this 2697-nucleotide messenger RNA. RefSeq names its product helix-loop-helix DNA-binding domain-containing protein. The transcript has 3 exons. Bases 1 to 2697 code for a protein of 898 amino acids. The record is from RefSeq and is a predicted model, not a curated record. NCBI's taxonomy places the organism in Eukaryota, Fungi, Mucoromycota, Mucoromycetes, Mucorales, Radiomycetaceae. Gene Ontology annotation, molecular function: protein dimerization activity.
AUGACGGGGUCCAAUCAUUCGUCGGCGGCCAGCACGCCUUUGGGGGGAGGCAAGCAGCAAAAGAAGACAGCCCACAAUGCCAUUGAACGACGGUACCGGAACAAUAUCAACGAUCGAAUUGCCGAACUUAAGAAUGCCGUUCCGGCUUUGCUGUAUGCCAAGCUGAAAGAUUCGCGAACGGGAAGCAAACGAUCACAUCGGGCCGCCAUGGAGGAGGAAGACGACGAUGGCGAAGACGCCGAAGAGUAUCUUGACGGUGUGGCGGUCGCGACCAAGUUGAAUAAGGCCACCAUUUUGCGCAAAGCGAUCGAAUACAUUAAUCAUUUGAAACGAACGGGUGAACAUGCGCGUCGCGAAAACACCGUACUUCAGCAACUUUUGGCCCAAAUGCCUCACGGUCAGGAAGUGCUGGCUCGGUACCGUGUGCAGAAAUCGCUACGCGAAGAAGAAUUGAAUAAUCAACUCAUGAAGGAGCGCGCGCUUCAGAAACAAGAACAAAAGAAUCAGAAAGCAGCCCGACGUGGUAAACGGUCACGAACCGGUGGCGACCAUGAAGGCGAUGAUGAUUCUUCUUCCGCGGCUUCGGCCGACCCCAUCACCCCACCGGGAGGCGUGAGUCAUCGGGUGCUUAUGGCGGCAUUCAUGGCCAUCAGUUUCUUUUCCAACUCGCCUCUCACGGCCGGUCCCAUGAGCGCGAAUCAGUACCAGGACCAUCGUCACUCGUCGCGUACCGAAAGUCUGGACACGGAUCCCAUUUCAUCCAAUUCACCCAACCCUCCGCCUGCACCCAUGCCAAGGAACGAUGACUUUGUUCACAUGAUCAAUGGCUCUUCCCCCUCAUUCUUCGGCUCCCUUUUCCCCAUGUCGGAUGGAUGGUCAGCGCUACGAACGACGGUAUUCAUUAUUUGCAUUAUUCAACUCUUCUUCCCCGUGAUACGGUAUUGGUUUUCAUCGGCUUCGUUUAAAGUGAAACGGGUACGAAAACAGCGUCGCUCAUUUGUGAAUACCUCGGAACGAUCCGCGACACGAUCGACGGGCAGUAUGGCGUCGGUGGGUAUGACUCCGGGGGAUCAAAAGUGUAUGCAAAUCUACACAAUUCUGGUCAAGGCUUUGGAACGUGAGGGCGACGCUCCGCCUGUAGGAAGUUGGGCCGUCCUAAGUGCUUUGACCAAGGAAGUAGCUCGAUUCGUUUCACGCCAUUGGUUCGGCUACGAAAUUCUCUACGAUGACCAUGAGUAUUCCCCGCAAGAAGAGUGGACACGAGCCUGUAAAUGGAUCAAGCUUAACGAAGUAACCUGUUUAGGAGGAAAAUUGGAUGUGACACGCUGGUCGAUGUUGCAUAUGUGCUUCCAAGUGGUGAAUAUUGUGGAAAUGUUGGAUGAUGAAGAACAUGAUUACGCCGAUCAAGCUCGCGCACGUGUUUAUGCUACGGCGGCCAUGCAGAUGGCAUUGAUGAUGCCUAUCCCGACCGUGGCACAAAAGUUGGCCCAGUAUUUCUGGCAUCAAGCCAUGUAUGAAGCCAACUGUGAAGAUGACAAUUUAAUGCGAUCGCUCGUCUUUGAUUGCCACCAAGAUGAUGGCGAAGAUCGUAUGGAAGAAAUGCUCAACAGUCGUGCUUGGAAAGAGACGCUCGAAGUGAUGCAGCAUCAGAUGGACAAGUCCGGUUUUGAACAAGGAUUAUCCCUUUCUUUGACCGCUCCGGUGCUGGUGCCUGUAGCGAUAUUGUCGACAUUCCAUCUGUUGGAUAAUUUGCAGACCCAGUUUGGUCGAUUGAUCAUUUCCAUCACGGCCACGCCGCUGAACAGCUCAGCGACGAAUGAUGCCGAUGCCGAAUUUAACGAAACUGCAUUUGAUCAAAUUUUUGCCAUCACUUCCCCAUGUACUUCCACGGCCGGGGGAGUCGAAGAAGACCAUCAGCGUUUGGCGCACUGGCUAGCCGCCGUGGGAUGCACCAUUGAAGCGUUGUGGCGUGGUGAUGUGGCUAUCGCGGAAGAGCUGGCUUCGACCUUGAUGCAAAAGAUUCCGAAAUCGGUCGUAGCCCGUGAUCCCGAAGAUAAAUCACGAAUCAAUCAAUUGGACGAACUGAUCAAGACGUGCAUGGUUCAUGUCCUUCUCGGUGCGGCGUGGUUGAAGAAACAAGGUCAGGAAAUUCGCGGUGUCGAUGAACUGUGGAAAGCCGAAGACUUGCGUUUGAAAAUCAAGAAAAUCCUCGCCCACAUCCAUAAGCAUCGCACGCCUCGACGUGCACCGGUGGAAGAUAGUGAAGUCGAAUUAGAUUUGGAGUCGUCGGUGGUGUCGUUGGCGGAAUUCGUGGUGGCCAUGAUUGGAUUGGAAGCGUGGGUGUCGGCGUGGCAGCUGGCGAGAACAUUGACGGAGAAAGAUGUACGUCAGAAUUGGGAACGCGACAUUACAGAACAAAUCCGUCAUUCGACACUGACGUUACGACGAAUGAUCCGACGUCAUUCUUUGGACGGACUACGCACGAACCAAGCGAUCGUGGAUCGAUUGAGUCGAUUAGGCAAUUUUGUAUCGCGGCAAUUGGAUGAGCUGGACUCGUCCUACGAACGUUCCGAUGACAGUGAGGGAUUCUUGGAUGAUGACGACGAACUUCACAUUGACACCAGUGAAUUCAAUAAUGAUGAAUUACUCACUCUGCGGACUGAAAAGGCUCUGGAUAUCCUUCGUGGCCUGUCCUAA